CACUUCCUGGAGUUGCAGCAGUUACUGCGGAGAAAGGCGCUGGGGCUGACCGGGAACUGCGCUGCCCUGUUACACCGCGCAGUCGAAUGGAGCUAAAGCACCCAUGGUUUGCAACCAGUGCUAUGGUUUAGUGCAUCGGCUGUGGACGUUAUUAAUCUCCGCAGCGAUAUUCCAUGCUGCAUGACUCACACUAGCUGUUGCGUAGAUGUGGAAAGAUUUGUCAGCGAGGGACGGGUGUUUCUUCAUCUUCUACCCUAGCUAGCGAUGUCUGUACCAUCCGCAGAAAUGCUUGAAACCCCACCUGGCUACCCUUUUGAAGAAAUCGAAUAUGCGGAUAUUGAAGUUGAAGAGGUUGUUGGCCGAGGGGCAUUUGGAGUCGUCUGCAAGGCCAAAUGGAGAGGCAAAGAUGUAGCUAUCAAGACCAUUGAAAGCGAGUCUGAAAGAAAAGCCUUCGUAGUGGAGCUCCGCCAGCUCUCACGUGUAAACCACCCUAACAUUGUGAAGCUCUACGGCUCAUGCAACAAUCCGGUUUGUCUUGUUAUGGAAUAUGCUGAAGGCGGAUCGCUGUACAAUGUGCUGCAUGGAGCAGAGCCACUGCCCUACUACACAGCCUCCCACGCCAUGAGCUGGUGCCUGCAGUGCUCCCAGGGAGUGGCCUACCUCCACGGCAUGAAGCCAAAGGCCCUCAUCCACAGAGACCUCAAACCGCCCAACCUGCUGCUUGUCGCCGGCGGAACCAUGCUGAAGAUAUGCGACUUUGGGACGGCCUGCGAUAUUCAGACGCACAUGACCAACAACAAGGGCAGCGCGGCCUGGAUGGCGCCCGAGGUGUUUGAAGGCAGCAAUUACAGCGAGAAGUGUGACGUGUUCAGCUGGGGGAUCAUCCUCUGGGAGGUGAUCACACGCAAGAAGCCCUUCGACGAGAUUGGAGGCCCCGCCUUCCGCAUCAUGUGGGCCGUGCACAACGGUACGCGCCCUCCCCUCAUUAAGGACCUCCCCAAACCAAUCGAGAGUCUCAUGACACGCUGCUGGUCCAAAGACCCUUCUCAGCGCCCCGCCAUGGAGGAGAUCAUGAAGAUCAUGACCCACCUAAUGAAGUACUUUCCAGGUUCUGAUGAACCCCUGCAGUACCCCCAUCAAUAUUCAGACGAAGGACAGUGCAACACAGGGAUGUACCUGGACUAUACCUCCAACAGCAACAAAAGUGAUGGGAACAUGGAGCAUGGAGACUCCCAAGGGAGGAUCGACACCAUCAAGAUCAUGGCGCCUCACCUCAUACCUAAGGCGGACACCAUGCGUGCAGGUCUCCCUCUGUCCAGAGGGGGCAGUGUGGAGAGCCUGUCAGGGCGGCCGCAGUGCCUCGGACCCUGUGACAGUAAGCGGAUGAGUGGCGAUCUGUCGGAGCUGGAGCACAGGGCGACCCUCGGACCAGCAGCGCGACCCCCGUAUAAACGAGGGCACCGCAAAACGGCUUCAUUCGGCACCAUCCUGGACGUCCCCAAGAUCCUGGUCUCAGGCAGCUGUGAGAGACGCAGGUCUGUACAGGAUCUACCAGGGCUUGGAACGGAGUCCACUCAGGGGAGCAGGAGCAGCAGCAGGUCCUCCAGUCCCAGUGCCAGGGUGAUCACGGCAGACAAGACCGGCAGGGGGUACGGCUUCUCCCCCGACGACCCCGCAGAUACCAACGGCUCAGACUCCAUCCCCAUGGCAUAUCUGACACUGGACCACCAGUUGCAGCCCCUCGCCCCCUGUCCCAACUCCAAAGAGUCCAUGGCUGUGUUUGAGCAGCACUGCAAAAUGGCACAGGAGUACCUGAAAGUGCAGACCGAAAUUGCCUUGCUGAUCCAGAGAAAGAAAGAGCUGAUCGCUGAGCUGGACCAGGAUGAGAAGGACCAGCAGAACACAUCCCGCCUGGUCCAGGAGCACAAGAAGCUCCUGGAAGAGAACAAGAGCCUCUCCACCUACUACCAGAAGUGCAAGAAGCAGCUGGAGCUGAUCCGAGCGCAGCAGCAGAAAAGACAGGGCACCUCCUGAUAUGGGGGAGGUGCGUUGUCUGGCCCAGCUGCAGCUGAUCUGGGAACAGCAGCACAAGAGACAGGGCAUCCCCUGGUAUGGGGGGGUGUACUGUCUGGCCUAGCUGCGGCUGGUCUGGGAACAGCAGCAGAAGCCGCCCCGGGUCAGCCCGCCAAUACUCAAACCGGCCCCACUUUGGCUAAGGACUCGAUGUGGGCGGGAAGCCCUUCAAAUCCCGCCCCCAAGCUCCACCUCUUUUGUUACUUUUUGCACCCCCCUCUCGCCCAUGCUCCACGUGUCUCGACCCCUUCGAGCGGAUUACAGUUGGUUCUCGUUCUCUCGCGAUUGAAGGAGCCCAGUAUCAAAUAUGUAAAUCCAUACAGCAUGAUAAACAGGUGGGCAUGUUCUGGGUUUAGAACAGGCAGGGGAUGGGGGUGAGCCACCCAGCCUGUCGCAGAAGCAGGUUGGUCUUCCCCAUUAAAAAAAUAAAAACUGUUGACAGGGCCAAUCAGCAGAGACUUUAGGGACAUUAACACAGGUCACACUUCUUAAAAAAGAAGGGGACGCUACAGGGCUUCUGGUGGUGGGGCACUUAAGUCAGCAAGUCCGCAUUCCUCUUUAAACCAAAUAAACCCGGGGGGGGGGGGGGUGGUCG
Megalops cyprinoides (Indo-Pacific tarpon) is the source of this 2668-nucleotide messenger RNA. Its product is annotated as mitogen-activated protein kinase kinase kinase 7-like. The transcript has 18 exons. Gene Ontology annotation, biological process: JNK cascade; positive regulation of canonical NF-kappaB signal transduction; protein phosphorylation. Bases 265 to 2034 code for a protein of 589 amino acids. The record is from RefSeq and is a predicted model, not a curated record. Gene Ontology annotation, molecular function: MAP kinase kinase kinase activity; magnesium ion binding; ATP binding. NCBI's taxonomy places the organism in Eukaryota, Metazoa, Chordata, Actinopteri, Elopiformes, Megalopidae.